AUGAGCCGCAUAUCCACCAUCUUGCAUUUGGCAUCUUUGCCACGACUGUCAAUUUCUCCUCCAAGCCAACUCCUCCAACCUGAUCUAUAGAACAUUUCACGCAUGACCUGCUUGGAGAUUAGCCGAUCGCUCAUCCUAGGAACGAGAUUACCAUCUGCCGGAAAAUCAUACAGCAGACGGGGGAACGGACUGCAGUCGAAGCAAAAAUUCAAGUGAUACAGUAUAACCCACCUGUGAGUAUAACCCUAGUUACAGACACAACGACAGUAACGGGAAAGGAACAUGCCGACGUCAGGGAAAACUCGUAAGGAAAGCUACAUGUGUGAUGAGUGCGGUUUCGGGACGACUAACUUGUCUACGCUGUCCAAGCAUAUGAACAGACAUCGUAGCGACAAACCCUACAAGUGUGACCAGUGUGGUUCCUCUUUUUCAUGGAAAAGUAGUUUGAAACAACACAUGGUUAAGCAUUCGGGUGAUGGUGCCUACGAAUGUGAAGAAUGCGGAUUCAGAACGGCUAAAAGAGGGGUCUUGGCUCAACAUUUGAGAAAACAUACCGGUGAAAAACCCUACAAAUGUGACCAGUGCGACUACUCUGCUGCACAGAAAGGUAGUUUAGACCGUCACAUGUUUAAACAUACCGGGGAGAAGCCCUACAUGUGUGGCGAGUGUGGUUUUAGGACUGCUGUAAGAAAUUUUCUGAAGAGACAUAUGGCAAAACAUACAGGUGAAAAGCCGUACAAAUGUGACCAGUGCGACUUUUCUGCUGCAAGAAAAUACAACGUAGACCGACACAAGCUUAGACACACUGGAAUGAAGCCACUGCGAAAAAUGCAUCUGUUCAAACACACGGGUUUAAAACGGUACUCCUGUGAGCAGUGCGACUAUACCGCGUCUAAGAAGUCCCUUCUCACAUCACACAUGACAAAGCAUAGUGGUGAAAAACCCUACAAGUGUGAUCACUGUGACUUCUCGUCAGCCUGGAAGAACUGUUUAGUCCAACACAUGGUUAAACACAACGCAGAGAAAGGCUAUACGUGUGACCAGUGUGGCUACAGGAAUGCUAGCAAGGCUAAACUGUCUGUACACAUGAGAAAACAUACAGGAGAAAAACCCUACAAGUGUGACCAGUGCGACUACUCUGCUUCUUGGAAAGCCGGCAUAAUCCAACACAUGAUCAAACACAGCGGCGAAAGACCUUAUAAGUGUGAGGAAUGCGACUAUAGGACAGGGCGUAAACUGACCCUUAUUCGACACUUUCUGACGCAUACAGGUGAAAAACCGUUCAAAUGUGACCAGUGCGACUUUUCUACUGCGCGGAAAUACAAUUUGGACCGACACAAGCUUAGUAAUACCCACACUAGUAAGAAACCCUUCAGUUACUUCUCCUGUGAGCAGUGCGACUAUACCGCGUCUAAGAAGUCCCUUCUCACGUCGCACAUGACAAAGCAUAGUGGUGAAAAACCCUACAAGUGUGAUCAGUGUGACUUCUCGUCAGCCUGGAAGAACUGUUUAGUCCAACACAUGGUUAAACACAGCGCUGAGAAAGGCUAUACGUGUGACCAGUGUGACUACAGGAAUGCUAGCAAGGCUAAACUGUCUGAACAUAUGAGAAAACAUACAGGAGAAAAACCCUACAAGUGUGACCAAUGCGACUACUCUGCCUCUUGGAAAGCCGGCAUAAUCCAACACAUGAUCAAACACAGCGGCGAAAGACCUUACAAGUGUAAGGAAUGCGACUUUAGGACAGCGCGUAAACUAACCCUUAUUCGACACCUUAGAACGCAUUCAGGUGAAAAGCCGUUCAAAUGUGACCAGUGUGACUAUUCUGCUGCACGGAAAUACAACUUGGACCGACACAAGCUUAGUAAUACCCACACUAGCAAGAAACCCUCUAGUUACUUCUCCUGUGAACUGUGCGAUUACACCGCGUCUAAGAAGUCCCUUCUCACAUCACACAUGACAAAGCAUAGUGGUAAAAAACCCUACAAGUGUGAUCACUGUGACUUCUCGUCAGCCUGGAAGAACUGUUUAGUCCAACACAUGGUUAAACACAACGCUGAGAAAGGCUAUACGUGUGGGGAGUGUGGCUACAGGAAUGCUAGCAAGGCUAAACUGUCUGAACAUAUGAGAAAACAUACAGGUGAAAAGCCCUACAAGUGUGACCAAUGCGACUACUCUGCUUCUUGGAAAGCCGGCAUUAUUCAACACAUGCUCAAACAUAGCGACGAAAAACCCUACAAGUGUGAGGAAUGCGACUAUAGGACAGCGCGUAAACUGACCCUUAUUCGACACAGCAGGACACACACGGGUGAGAAGCCGUUCAAAUGUGACCAGUGCGACUAUUCUGCUGCACGGAAAUACAACUUGGACCGACACAAGCUUAAUGAUACCCACACUAGCAAGAAACCUUUCAGUUACUCCUGUGAACUGUGCGAUUACACCGCGUCUAAGAAGUCCCUUCUCACAUCACACAUGGCAAAGCAUAGUGGUGAAAAACCCUACAAGUGUGAUCAGUGUGACUUCUCGUCAGCCUGGAAGAACUGUUUAGUCCAACACAUGGUUAAACACACCGCUGAGAAAGGCUAUACGUGUGAGCAGUGUGGCUAUAGGAAUGCUAGCAAGGCUAAACUAUCUGUUCACAUGAGAAAACAUACAGGAGAAAAAACCCUACAAGUGUGACCAGUGCAACUACUCUGCCUCUUGGAAA
Branchiostoma floridae (Florida lancelet) is the source of this 2707-nucleotide messenger RNA. Its product is annotated as zinc finger protein 845-like. Gene Ontology annotation, molecular function: DNA-binding transcription factor activity, RNA polymerase II-specific; RNA polymerase II transcription regulatory region sequence-specific DNA binding. Gene Ontology annotation, cellular component: nucleus. Gene Ontology annotation, biological process: regulation of transcription by RNA polymerase II. The transcript is spliced from 2 exons. The record is from RefSeq and is a predicted model, not a curated record. Lineage: Eukaryota; Metazoa; Chordata; Leptocardii; Amphioxiformes; Branchiostomatidae. The coding region runs from base 283 to 2679 and encodes 798 amino acids.